UUUACCCACGUUUAAUUGCCCCGUUUUGCGUAGAAAAAAUAUGAAUGUUUAGAUUGUAGUGUAGCUUUCAACACUUGUUCUGUCGCGCGCAUGUUAUCAUCUCGUGGAAUGAAUGCGGUACUAUAGCUUGCUAACUACUGGGAGUUUUUCCCCCGGCCACGGCUUGCUGGUGAGCGGCUAAUGUUAGCAAGCUACUAUAGCUAACUAUCUCUUAUGGUUGUGUGGCAAGGCGUAAACCAAGGCACCGGGAUAGAAAUAUGACAUUGUACUCAGGUCCUGAGGAGACAGUCUUUACGUCCACCUGAACAUGUCUGGCCCGGUCACCAGUCGAUCCCGGGUUUACCCCGACGUGAACACACAGAGACCCCGGGAGUACUGGGACUACGAGUCACACGUUGUGGAGUGGGGGAAUCAAGAUGACUACCAGCUGGUGCGAAAGCUCGGCCGGGGCAAAUACAGCGAAGUGUUUGAAGCCAUCAACAUCACAAACAACGAAAAAGUAGUAGUCAAAAUACUCAAGCCAGUAAAGAAGAAGAAAAUCAAGCGAGAAAUCAAGAUUCUAGAAAACCUGCGAGGCGGCCCCAACAUCAUCACACUUCUAGACAUCGUCAAGGAUCCAGUGUCCCGGACUCCAGCCCUGGUUUUUGAACACGUUAACAACACAGACUUCAAGCAAUUAUAUCAAACGCUAUCAGACUACGACAUACGGUUCUACAUGUACGAGAUCUUAAAGGCCCUGGACUACUGUCACAGUAUGGGCAUCAUGCACAGAGACGUCAAGCCACACAACGUCAUGAUUGACCACGAACACAGAAAGCUUCGCCUUAUAGACUGGGGUUUGGCAGAGUUCUACCACCCUGCUCAGGAGUACAACGUACGAGUGGCGUCCCGAUACUUCAAGGGUCCAGAGCUGCUAGUUGACUACCAGAUGUACGACUACAGUUUAGACAUGUGGAGCUUGGGCUGCAUGCUGGCCAGUAUGAUCUUCAGGAAGGAGCCUUUCUUCCACGGACACGACAACUACGACCAGCUUGUACGAAUCGCAAAAGUCCUGGGCACAGAAGACCUUUAUGACUACAUCGAUAAGUACAACAUCGAGCUAGACCCACGGUUCAACGACAUUCUGGGCAGACAUUCCCGUAAACGGUGGGAGAGGUUUGUGCAUAGUGAGAACCAGCACCUGGUGAGCACCGAGGCUCUGGACUUCCUGGACAAGCUGCUGCGCUACGACCACAACGCCCGCCUCACAGCCCGGGAGGCCAUGGACCAGCCCUACUUCUACCCCAUUGUGAAAGACCAGGCGAGGAUGGGCUCUACAUCGGGACUGUCGACUGGUUCUACCCCAGUCAGCUCCUCCAGUAUGAUGACAGGCAUCACCUCCAUGUCCUCGUCGCAGCCCCUGGCUAAUGUGGCGGGCUCUCCUGUGAUCUCCUCCCCCAGUGCACUGGCCACUCAGGUCCCAGCCGCUGCCGGGGCCCAGCCCUGAACGGUGCCCUCAGCCUGGGGCCUGGGAUGGACCCUCUGUCUGUCCUGGCCUACCCAGCCAACAACCAUUUUUAUGUUGAGUAUAACAGAGAAGGAAAAGAUAUUAGGUUCCCCCCCCUUUUUUUCAUACAAUAAUUAUAUAUUGAGAUCCGGGGGAGAGAGAAGAGAACAAACAUUACUUGCGUCUGUCUGGAUAAAAACUGUAGCUGCGUUCUUUCAUGAUGACGGUGUCUAGAAAUGCAACUAUGUAGAAAGUAAGCAAAAUGGAUAAUAAAAAUGAUUUUAUAUGUCCCUAAAGUA
Molecule: messenger RNA, 1785 nt
Organism: Salvelinus namaycush (lake trout)
Lineage: Eukaryota; Metazoa; Chordata; Actinopteri; Salmoniformes; Salmonidae
Product: STKc_CK2_alpha domain-containing protein
Exons: 13
Coding region: 308-1486 (392 amino acids)
Biological process (GO): protein phosphorylation
Cellular component (GO): cytosol; protein kinase CK2 complex; nucleus
Molecular function (GO): ATP binding; protein serine/threonine kinase activity
Source: RefSeq, a predicted model, not a curated record